Messenger RNA from Plutella xylostella (diamondback moth), 1941 nucleotides. It is a transcript of the gene Pex5, whose product is annotated as peroxisomal biogenesis factor 5. Gene Ontology annotation, biological process: protein import into peroxisome matrix, docking. The record is from RefSeq and is a predicted model, not a curated record. NCBI's taxonomy places the organism in Eukaryota, Metazoa, Arthropoda, Insecta, Lepidoptera, Plutellidae. Gene Ontology annotation, cellular component: cytosol; peroxisomal membrane. Gene Ontology annotation, molecular function: protein binding.
ACCAUCACAAAUAAAUAAAUGUCAGACUUUGUACUGCGCGAUAACCCGUUGUGAUAAAAGUUAAUGAAAACUAGGAAAUAACAUUGCAUUUAAACUGCUUUUCUGACCUUAGAGUUUCUUUGUAAGAAUACAAACGUUAUAAACUACAUUCCACAUACCAAAAUGUCACUGAACAAGCUAGUUGGAGGUGAUUGCGGAGGCAACAACUCUCUGUUGCAACUAUCGUCGAUCGUGAGCCGUGAUGCAGCAGCAGCCAACCUCCCGCAGUCCGACCGGUUCGUCAAUGAGUUCCUCGCUCAAAACUCGCAAACUCCGCAGACAUUCAACAUGAGCGCACUGCUAAACAACAUGCCGGAAGCUGAGUCCAUGAAGAACAUAAAUAAGAUGGCACGAGCAGAGAGGAGCUCGUUUGCUCCAGCUCAGUCCGCGUCCAUGACUUGGGCGCCGGGGCCCUCGGGGGCGUUCCUCCCGCAAGCCAUGAUGCAGCCACUGUUCAUGCCACCAGCACCCAUGAUGGCACAUCAGGGCCCAUCCAAUGUACAAAUAGAAUAUUUGAAUGAAUCAGAUCUCAUGGAAACAACUGAUGUUAAAGCCAAGGCUCAAGAGUAUGUUAACAGUGUCAAAGAUGAUGAUGAGCUUGCCUACAACCAAUUCAUGUCAUUUAUGAAGAAAAUCAGUGCUGGUGAGAUGAACUUAGGGGAUGGUGUUGAAGCAGAACAAAAGCAAAUAACUAAAGACAAAAUUUUGGAGGAAAUGGCUGAAAAAUACAAAGAUGAAUGGGCAAAGUUAAGUGAUGUGUCGGAAUACUGGGACUCUGAAACUGCAAAUGGAAUACCACAAGAGUAUACAUUCACUGAGGGAAAUGUAAUGCUGGAAAACAAGAGUGCUCUGGAACUUGGUAAGGAGAAAUUAAAGAUGGGUGAUAUUCCUGGCGCAGUGUUGUGCUUUGAAGCAGCAGCUCAGCAGCAGCCUGAGCUGGCUGAGGCCUGGUUCCUGCUUGGCUCCACACAGGCUGAGAAUGAACAGGAUCCCCUCGCUAUUGCAGCUCUUAAGAAGUCUCUACAAAUAGACCCAACACAACUUGAAGCUUACAUCACACUGGCAGCUGCAUACACUAAUGAAAAUUUACCAAAAUAUGCAUUUAGGUCUCUACUGGACUGGCUAAAAGCCAGUCCGAAGUACAGUGAUAUGAUACCACAAGAUGUUGACAUCAGUAAGCUAGACAACAAGGCACUAGAAACUCAUGUUAAAAACUUGUAUUUAAAAGCAGCACAAAUGAAUCCAACUGAAAUUGAUCCAAAUGUUCAAAAUGCUCUUGGAGUGGUGUUCAACAUUAGCCAGGAAUAUGACAAGGCAGUGGAUUGCUUCAAGACUGCCCUGAUGGUGGCCAGCCAUGACUCCAAGCUGUGGAACCGGCUUGGUGCCACACUUGCCAACAGUGACAGGUCAGAGGAAGCUGUUGAUGCAUACCAUGAAGCUUUGAAUCUAGAGCCAGGAUUUAUUAGGGCAAGAUACAAUGUUGGCAUAACUUGUAUGAACCUGGGAGCCCACAGACAGGCUGCUGAGCAUUUCCUGGUGGCUCUGAACCAGCAGGUGAAGGCCAAGAGCAUGCACCCCGGGGCAGGCGACACCGACACCAGCUCCUCCACCAUCUGGACCACCCUCCGGAUGGUGUGCUCCUUCAUGGGAGAACAUGAUGUGGCUAAACUAGUGGAUGAAAGAAACUUAAGUGAAUUAAAUAAGUUCUUUGAAACUGAACAGUGAAGAGUGAUUUACAUCUGAAUUAUGAAUUUUGGGAUAAGUUAAUAAUGUUUAGUGGGUAUUGUGCAUUAUUUACAGUGAUCAUUUCAUACUCAUUACUUUCCAUUGGGCUUUUAAGGGUAUUUUAUUAAUUAUACUAAAAUUAUGAAUUAAAUAAAUAUAUUUAUAGUUGUUUUGUAU